Messenger RNA from Erinaceus europaeus (western European hedgehog), 4104 nucleotides. It is a transcript of the gene BRAP, whose product is annotated as BRCA1 associated protein. Bases 267 to 2045 code for a protein of 592 amino acids. The transcript has 12 exons. Lineage: Eukaryota; Metazoa; Chordata; Mammalia; Eulipotyphla; Erinaceidae. The record is from RefSeq and is a predicted model, not a curated record. Gene Ontology annotation, biological process: protein ubiquitination; Ras protein signal transduction. Gene Ontology annotation, molecular function: ubiquitin protein ligase activity; zinc ion binding; nucleic acid binding. Gene Ontology annotation, cellular component: cytoplasm.
UCGGCGCAGGCGUGACCCCGCCGCUCAGCGACGGCGGCCGGGAGGCGGAAGUGGAGGUUGUUGUGGCUCUGAGGUUCGCGCGAGGAGCAGCUACUUUUGCUGCUGCUGCUGCUGCUGCUGCUGCUGCUGCUGCCGCCGAGGAGAAGGCGGCGGCGGCGGCGGCGAAGGCUGUGGCGGCGUUGCCAGCCCCGGGCCGCUUGGCCACUCGGCUCGCCUCUCCGCCUCAUCUGAGCCCGCCGGGGCCCUCGCCGGCCAGCGCCUGCCCUAUGAGUGUGUCACUGGUUGUCAUACGACUGGAACUCGCAGAACACUCGCCCGUCCCCGCCGGCUUCGGCUUCAGCGCCGCGGCUGGGGAAAUGUCUGAUGAGGAGAUCAAAACGAAGACACUAGCUUCAGCUACAGCCUGUCUAGAAGGGAAGUCACCAGGGGAGAAAGCAGCAAUUAUACACCAGCAUCUUGGCCAUCGAGAAAUGACAGAUAUGAUCAUUGAGACUAUGAAGUCCAGCCCAGAUGAGUUGAAAACUACUGUGGAAGAAAGGAAGUCUUCAGAGGCAUCUCUCAUUGCACAGAAAACUAAAGAUCAAAGUAAAGAAUGCUUGAACACUGCUCCUGAUUCUCCAUCCAAACUCCUUCCAGACCAGAUUUCAUUCUUCAGUGGAAAUCCAUCAGUUGAAAUAGUUCAUGGUAUUAUGCACCUAUACAAGACAAAUAAGAUGACCUCCUUAAAAGAAGAUGUGAGGCGCAGUGCCAUGCUGUGUAUUCUCACAGUCCCCGCUACAAUGACCAGCCAUGACCUUAUGAAGUUUGUCGCCCCAUUUAAUGAAGUGAUUGAACAAAUGAAAAUCAUCAGAGACUCUACUCCAAAUCAGUAUAUGGUGCUGAUAAAAUUUAGUGCGCAGGCCGAUGCAGAUAGUUUUUACAUGGCAUGCAAUGGCCGCCAGUUCAACUCAAUAGAAGAUGAUGUUUGCCAGUUGGUCUACGUGGAAAGAGCAGAAGUAUUGAAAUCUGAAGAUGGCGCCAGCCUCCCUGUGAUGGACCUGACUGAGCUCCCCAAGUGCACAGUGUGUCUGGAGCGCAUGGACGAGUCCGUGAAUGGCAUUCUCACCACGUUAUGUAACCACAGCUUCCACAGCCAGUGUCUACAGCGCUGGGACGACACCACGUGUCCUGUUUGCCGAUAUUGUCAAACACCAGAGCCCGUAGAAGAAAACAAGUGUUUCGAAUGUGGUGUUCAGGAAAAUCUUUGGAUUUGUUUAAUAUGCGGCCACAUAGGAUGUGGACGAUACGUAAGCCGACAUGCCUAUAAGCACUUUGAGGAAACUCAGCACACAUAUGCCAUGCAGCUCACCAACCACCGAGUCUGGGACUAUGCUGGAGAUAAUUAUGUCCAUCGACUGGUUGCAAGUAAAACAGAUGGAAAAAUUGUACAGUAUGAAUGUGAAGGCGACACUUGCCAGGAAGAGAAAAUAGAUGCCUUACAGUUAGAGUAUUCAUAUUUACUAACAAGCCAGCUGGAAUCACAACGAAUCUACUGGGAAAACAAGAUAGUGCGGAUAGAGAAGGACACAGCAGAAGAGAUUAACAACAUGAAGACCAAAUUCAAAGAAACAAUUGAGAAGUGUGAUAAUCUGGAGCACAAACUAAAUGAUCUUCUAAAAGAAAAGCAGUCUGUGGAAAGAAAGUGCACUCAGCUAAACACUAAGGUAGCCAAACUCACCACAGAGCUCAAAGAGGAGCAGGAAAUGAACAAGUGUUUGCGAGCCAACCAAGUCCUCCUGCAGAACAAGCUGAAGGAGGAAGAGAGGGUCUUGAAGGAGACCUGCAGCCAGAAGGACCUGCAGAUCACCGAGAUCCAGGAGCAGCUGCGUGAUGUCAUGUUCUACCUGGAAGCGCAGCAGAAGAUCAACCACCUGCCUGCCGAGACCCGGCAGGAAAUCCAGGAGGGACAGAUCAACGUCCCUAUGGCCUCAGCCUCCAGCCCCCCGUCCUCAGGGAGCAGUGGGAAACUGCCUUCCAGGAAGGGCCGCAGCAAGAGGGGCAAGUGACAUUCAGAGAAGCACAUGUCACCAAGAAUGUUUUCCCUGGCACUUCGAGGGUGUGCUGGGGCCUUCAGCUAAAUGUGAGGGUGGACCCUGAAUAAGUACAAGUGAGGAUCAAGCCGCAGUUGUUGGGAUCUUUCAUUUGCUAGCGUGUGCAGUGCUGAAUGCAGAGGGUUGAUGGCCAGGAGCUGAUGGAAACGGACAGUAUUUGUAAGGUGGCUGCUUUUCUCAACUCUAUUAGUUCACUAACCUCACACAUUGCAAUGACCAUUUUGCCUUCCUUCUUGAUAGUUGCCCCAACUCUGCUGUGCAUUUUUUCUGUUGUAUUUAUUGAGUUGAUAUUUUUGACAUUCAAUUGUGGGGACGGUUUAAGACAUUAAGUUUUUUUUUGUUUGUUUGUUUUUGUAACCUCACUGGUAACAUUACCUCACACUAAAGCACCAAACCUCCCAGAGGUCAAAGCAGAGCUGUGUUAAAGAGAAGUUCCCAUUGGCUACUGAAGAUCUGUGUAAAUUCCCUAACACUGGUCUCAUAUCAUUGUCUUCCUUCCCUCCCUCCAGGGAAUUGAAGAAUUGGUUGAAUGUUACAUGAAAAGAGACCAGGCCUGUAAACCAGGUACUGGCCUUUCACCAGCAGCUGUCACUUGCUCUGGGCCUAGCCAGGAAAAACAAACAGCCCAGGGCAGAGUGAGUAGACCAAGUGUAAGAAAAAUGGUGGCAUUUCUGCUUGCUUAUUUUUUAUGACUCCACCCCAAAUGAGAAAGAGGCUUACUUAAUGGCUACUCUCAGGCUCAAAUCUCAGAGUGGAUUUCUGGUAUCUCACAAGAAGAGGGCUGAGCAGGCAGAUAGACCAUCUUAUGUGAAAAUGUAGAGGGAGGCUUCUGACUAGCUGUAUUUUGCUGGGAUCAGUAGUUUCUGAAUGUUUAUAAAAGAUUGGGCUGUAUGUUCAGGCUGCGUUUAGAGGGAGCUUGGGUAGAUUUUCAGUUAUGCUUUCAAGAUAUAACCGAAGGCUGUUUCUAAAUAUGAGAAUCUUAACAGAGAUCCCUUUAAGACAGUCCUGUAAUGCUCAUUGUGGGCCAACAGAGGGGCUGUGUACCUUGUCUAGAAAUGUAAAUGUCCAGUAAUCCGUGAUAUUCAGUAAUUGAGCAAAACUAAAAGAAAACCUGUGUUGGAAUUUUGCUUACAAGAGAGGUAGCUGGGUAGGUUAACAAGACGUACUUGUAAACUGUGUUUCGGGAGUUUGUUGUUGUCGUUGCUAUUUUGUUUUUGUUUCUUCUGCUUUAUAGUUAGCCAAAGUUUUCAAAUGUUCACAUUUCAGAUUGUUUCUGGUUUCAUCCCUAAAGGUCCUACAUGCUCCUUGUUAGCACACCAACUGCCUGGCUAGUCACCAUCCACUUUUCUGGGAUAUGCUGCAUGCAGCAUUUCCCAAAGAACCUUACCUGUAAUUUUGCAAAAAUGAAUGUAUUUGGACAUUCUCAAUUUUCACUUAGGAAAGACCGACUCUGUAAGUCCCUCUUGGACUCAGAAAUGCAGAUCAUAAAGCAGGAGUGGGAAUGUAAAACAUAACCUAAUUCUCUUUCCUAUAGAGACUCUAUUUUAUUUAAAAUCUAUUUUUACACUAGUUAGAAUCUUGCUUUUUUGGCCAAGUACUUGUCUUGCAUGUCUGACCUUGCAGAAGUGGGGGUGGAGGCUGAGAAGUAGUCUGCAGAGCUUUGCCCACUCCUCGUUUCUUCAUCGUCUCCUUCAAGCAGCCCACCACCAGCUGGGAGAAGAGCAGUUUUUACCAGUCGAGGUGGGGUCAGUGUUCCAAAGGCUGUGUUCAGAGAAAUGAGCAAUUAGGCAGAUAUUUCCAAACUACUUCAAGUUAAAAAAUAAAUAAAUAAAUAAAAUCUUACCAAGAUAGGUAAGGAAAAGAAAUUUCAUGGUUAAAAAGUCUCCUUUGAAUUUAAUAAAAUUCGUAAAGUAGAAGCUGUUAGUGUUUACUGCAGGCUGGAAAUGAACCACCUAAUAUAUCCAUACUACCUUGAACAAUGACAUUGUAUUAAAAUAAGCAAACUUUGAAAUUA